GCGCGCUCGUGACGCUGAAGUCAACAGUAAACAUGUGGAUCGUGUCACGCGUGAUUCCCGUCCUGAAGCUUUAUUUCACCGGUCUGAAGGUUUUACUCUAUCAGUUGUGGAACACAAGGUUCCUUUUACCAGUUUUGGCCAAUCAGAACGGCAGGGUUGCUAUAGUGACGGGUGGUGCCAGAGGACUGGGCUAUGAGACGGUGAGACAGCUGGUGAAUCUGGGCAUGUUUGUCAUUAUAGCCUCACGUAAUGAAGAGGAAGCUCUGUGUGCUGUGAAGAAGAUUAGUGAGGAGAACUCUGAAGCUCAGGUGGACUUUGAGUUUCUGGACGUGUCAUGUUUGCGGUCAGUGAGAGAGUUUGUCCGGAGGUUUAAAGAUCGAGGUCGUCCACUGCACGUUCUCAUCAAUAAUGCCGGUGUGAUGCUGCUUCCUGAAGGCAGAACAGCGGAUGGAUUUGAGACGCAUUUUGCCACCAAUUACCUGGGUCACUUCCUGUUGACCCGCCUGCUGCUGGAAACCCUGGUGCAUUCUGGGAAAGAUGAGUCGUAUUCUAGAAUCCUCAACGUCUCUUCGUCUGCUCACCACGCUGCUGAUCUCCGUCUGCACGACCUUCAAAACGUACGGUGUCACAGCGCUCACGAGGCGUACAGCGGGAGUAAACUGGCUCAGGUCAUGUUCACAUAUCAUCUGUGUGAGGAGCUUGAGUCCAGCGGAGCGCCAGUGACGGUCAACGCUGUAGAUCCAGGUGUGGUGAACACAGGACUGUACUCUCAUCUCUGCUGUCUCACACGAUACGCACACAAACUCAUCGCACACUUCUUAUUUAAGACUCCAGCCGACGGGGCAGCGACGGCGGUUUAUUCAGCGCUCUCUCCUCAUCUGGAGCGAGUCAGUGGAUGUUAUCUGCAUGAAGGACGAUGUGUUGAAUCCUCAUCAAACUCGUAUGAUAAAGAUCUUCAGACACGACUCUGGCAGAACACAUGCGAUCUGUUGAACCUUCAACAUUCACUGGAGCUUCACGCUCACAUCACACCAGAACUGAAAUGACUCGUGAGUCAACUCCACUCCUUCUCUUUGUGUUGACAAUCUCUUGAUACCGAAGAACUGUGAUUGGCUGCGGUGUGAUGAUGGAAGCGCUUUUGUUUGAGAAGGGCUCAGAGCAUCACACAAACUGAGUGUGUUUGUGUGGUACUGUCUUCCAGAGAGUGUGUGACACACCUGUGACCUCGCUGUGCUGUAGUGACCUCUCAUCUGUUGUGUGUUUGUUUGAAUGUAGCUUGUGUUUUCACCACGACUCAUUGCUGUGAUCUCACUGUGACAUUACACAUGUGUUUGGGAAUGAAACGCUCACUCUGAUAAAAGGUUGUAAUGGUCAUAUCACUAGACCUUCAGUGAUUGCUUUAUAAGCUACACAACAUCAGUACAACACACAAUAACUGAUGACAUGUUUUGUGUUGCAGCAUUGAUGCAUUAAUAUACUGUGAAAUAUCAUGAUCAAACCCGCUCACGUUUACAAACUAAAACACUGUACUCCUGCUGACUCAUCACGGUAAGAUCUCAUUCAUAAAUGACAUGAAGAAACAAUGUAGUUCAGCAUUUAUUUAUCUUGUUUCAGAUGAAUCCAUGCCGCUGGUGUUUUCUUCAUUGUUAGUUGAUGUUUUUAGCUAAUGUUAACAGAAAAAUAUAUUUGUUCUAGUUUGUAGCAGAGCCAUUGAGAGAGCGAGUCGUUUUUUUCACAGCAAUGGCGGUUCAUGGAGGCUCACAAUAGUUCCUAAAUAUUUGGACUAAACAGACCAACUGAGGUAAACUUCUAACCCUUUUAAAGACCAAAGCCGUUUAAUGAAUAAAAAAAUGAAAAAAAUAAAGCAUUUAAAGAGAAAACAUUAGUUCCUGGAACUAUCUGAAGGCUCCAUCACGUGAUGUUCCAGCGUUUUGGACUUCCGUUGGCAGAACACUCUCUCUCAAUGGCUCUGGUUUAUAGGUUAUUUCUGUCAUCUCAGUCUCAAUCUAGACGUGAUGAUGUCCCUCUUGGUUCGUUCUGAAGCACUCAAUGAACAUACGCACAGAGAAACAAACGUUAAGGUUUGCGUCACAUGUAAUAUACCAAGCACAUCACUUUAUAGGACUUUAUCACACAUUAUCUGUGAUCUUCUGUGAAAAUGUACAUAUUCAUAAGUGUUCAUGUGUGAAAGUUUUUUUUGGGGAAACACAUCUUUGUGUGAAAUAUGAAAUGAGUGGGUCUGCAAUGUCCUUUAAAGAUUGUUCUUAAUGUUAUUGUAUGGUUGCAUAAACGAAGAUUAUAGCACUUCAGUAUCUUCACAACAGCGGGAAGAUUAAUGUCAGAUUUUUCACUGAAUAUGCAAAUAGCUCAUCUAUUGUACUGUUUAUUUGUUAAGUAAGGGAUAAUUCACUGUUAGCCGUGUGUUAUGUAAGUGAUAAUGUACAGGCAGCUGGUUGUUAUCACAGAAAUAAUCACCGUCAGUGUGAUCAGGACGUGAAGGUGAGGGUCUUGUCACACUGAAGGGGUUUAUUUGGUGAUAACAGCCGGCUGCUUGUACAUUAUCCCACUUAUUACACGGCUACUUGAAACAUGAGAAAUAAAACUGGACAUAAAAGGUGAAUUAAAAAAAUAGCAAUUUUUUACUGAGUACAGCAGUUUACUUUCGGUUUUAAGAUAAAAAACGCUGUUCAAACGUCACAAACAGACAAAUUGGUUUAUUCUUUUGUUAAUAUUAUAUGAAAUUAAUGUUUGUGUAAUAUUAAGCGGUCCCCUCAAAAUGAUUUGCAGCAUCCGGGUUACAGGGUGUUAUUAGUUUUAGGCAGUUGUUAUUUGAAAAUAACAACCCUUUGAAUGUCGGGACUGGCCUAUCAGAAUCAAGCAUUCAAAUGAGCCGUGUAAUAAAGGAUUUUAAUGCACGAUGUAGGAGCGUUUGCGGAGGGUGAUUGCCUCCGUGAAGGAGGGCUAGCCAUGGAUUAUCCUUCUUAUACCACGUUUAAAUACCCCCGCUUAUACCAAGUUAAAGCUUUUAUUGAUGUUUAUGGUGUCAUUUUCGAUCAAACAGGUGAAUAUGAGGUUAUUUUCUCUGUUAAUAUAAAAUGUAUUCAUGACUGGAGCUAUCUGUGUGUUAAAGGCUUUUAAUGCACACCUUCCAGCCAAUCAGAAUCCAGUAUUCAAACAGACCAUGGUAUAAAUAUAAAUAAUAGACAUUCUAUUAUAUGAUCAUUUCAUGUUUAAUGAAAACAGCACCUGCGGCAAAAUGUUGUCUUGAUUUUCUUAAAACAAACUUUUUCAAGAAAACCUGCCAUUAAGUGAUAAAAACAACACGACUCCAAGUCAUAAAACAACAGUGAUGUGUGGAAGUGGAAGAAAAAUGUUUAAUGAUGAUAUUCUCACGGUGUCAUGUCAAAUUAAAUGUGUAUCUUUAUGUCUGUCGUGUUGUAAAUGAAGAGCUUUGUGUCACUUUUAAAAGUUUAAAACAUCUUAAUAAUGUAAAAUAUGAGAGAUUUGUUAAAUGUUUAUGUGUGAUUAUGUGUUUACAUGCACUUUAGCAAAUGUUUAAAAAAGCUGAAAGCAGGUGAUGGUAAUGUGAUUUCAACUCUUAAGAAUUCAAGCACACUGAGAUGAGAAAGUUCAGUUGGUUUGAUUUUGGGGAGAAUGUGACGUGAUUUGCUUAAACUUGAACUGAGUUUUAAAGGUUGGUAAAUAGAUUUGACUGAAUGAUUUUUCUGUAUGAAAUAUAACUUGAAUUCCUUCUGCCAGCUGUGAUGAUAUGAUGCAUUUGUGGAAAUACUGGAAAUAUUCGACCAAAGUUAACAAUAUGACAUAAACAAAAUUCUUCUUUAAGCUAUGACCCGUAUGAGAAUUAUGCAUUAUGAAGUUUAUUCUAUUUAUCUCAUGUUGUCACUGUGUUAUUCUUUGUGUCAUUUAUAAGCCUCUGAUCACAUGCAAUAACAGCUCAACACUUCAACACUUUUUGUUUUUGUUUUUUAAAGCCUCAAUAUCCUUCCAGAAUGUGCCAUAAAAAACAUUUGCAAUAAUAAAAGCAGUCAUAUUUCUUUAAUACAAGA
This is a messenger RNA of Triplophysa dalaica, 4067 nucleotides long. RefSeq names its product dehydrogenase/reductase SDR family member on chromosome X-like. The transcript has 7 exons. The record is from RefSeq and is a predicted model, not a curated record. Lineage: Eukaryota; Metazoa; Chordata; Actinopteri; Cypriniformes; Nemacheilidae. Bases 33 to 1046 code for a protein of 337 amino acids.